Scaptodrosophila lebanonensis is the source of this 2488-nucleotide messenger RNA. RefSeq names its product polyadenylate-binding protein-interacting protein 1 (gene Paip1). Gene Ontology annotation, molecular function: protein binding; RNA binding; translation activator activity. The transcript has 2 exons. The coding region runs from base 129 to 1865 and encodes 578 amino acids. Lineage: Eukaryota; Metazoa; Arthropoda; Insecta; Diptera; Drosophilidae. The record is from RefSeq and is a predicted model, not a curated record. Gene Ontology annotation, biological process: regulation of translational initiation.
ACGAAAAAAAGAAGACAACGCGACAGCAACAAAAGCCAAACGAAAGGUGACGACGCAAGCAAACGAGAAAAAUUUAAUUAAGAUACAAACAAGUCUUUGAAACCGACGACGCCGCCACCACCACCGCCAUGUCAUGUCGCGCCACCUUUCAACCGGACGAUCAGUACGAGUCGUUACGUCGCCCCAAUUUGGACGCAGCAGCAGGCUCCUCUACAGCUGGGGCGCCAUCCCAUCUGGCUUCCUUACCUAUGGAGCCACAUGCUCAACUGUAUGGCGACUUUGCGGCUCCAGGAUCCGUUGCCUAUCAGGCUUCCGGUUAUGCACCCAGCCCAGCUGUGGGGUACCCUAAUCCUAUCGUUCAAGCCCAAGUGCCACUAGUGGCUGAAGUGGCAGGCGGCUACUCGCAAUCUAAGCUCUCGGCCAGUGCGACCGCUUUCGUGCCAAACCAGGCGGCCAAUGUGGGUGGAAAACGUGGUCCGACACAGCAGCAGCUGCCUCAGCAAUAUCAGCAUCAAGCACAAUCGCAUUCACAGCAACAUUGCUAUGUAAAUGGCUAUAAACAACAGCAACAUUAUAAUCAUCAUCACCAGCAGCAACAGCAGCAAUAUAAUAAUGGUAUUCAACAGCUAUCAAAUUCGGUACAGGCACGUUUGCAUAUUAGCAACAAGCAGCAGCAGGCUCAUAAUGGCGGUGCGGGCAAUUACUAUCAGCAACAGCAGGUACAACACCAACGUCAUACACCACACCAGCAACAACAACACCAGCAGCAGCAACACAAAUUCCAUCGUCAUGCUCAUCUUAAUAAUUCAUUACAACAACUACAGCAGCAGCAGCAACAGCAGCAGUAUUUCCAUACUCAAUCGCAGUCACAUCAGCAGCAGGCACAGCCGCAACCAUCAACUUCAUCGGCUUCAGCAGCCUCUUCGUCGGCCAAUUCACAUCCGGACAUGCAAACCAUUGCGCUGGAAUAUCUCGAUACUGUCAUUCAUUGCCUUAAUCAGAAUCCUGGCCAAUUCGAUAAAAUUGCAUCGCGCUUCCUAACCAUAUUUGAUGGUAUGGAGAACAAUAACUAUGUGUUGUCGAUUGCCAUGGAGGAUAUAUUUGAGAAAUCGAUUGAGCAACCCAAUUUCCGUUAUAUGGGCGCCAAAUUGUACAAUCUAUUGCAUAUGUUGAAUCUCAAGCCGGACUCGUUGUUCCAUACGCUGCUCAAGUGUAAGCUUGUUUAUCAUCAGGCCGAGGUGGCCAAGUACAUGAAAUCCACGGAGCAACAGCAGAAGGUUCGGGAGACGGCUCUUUUCUUGGCUGAGUUAUAUAUGCAGCUCCGUGGCGAUGAUGCACGUAUAACACUUAUUGCCGAGAACAUUGUGUACUCUUUGAGUCAGUUGAUGGAUCGCGAAUCUGCCGAGAAUGUGCGUUGCAUUUGUCAGACUCUGAAGCUUGCUGGAUAUGACUUAAGUGUCGAUUGUCCUCAGGAUAUGCAGAGUAUCAUUUCAUCAUUGCAAGCGGUCGAGGCAAAGGCGCCAGGUAAAUAUCCCAUGGCCGCUAGUGUAAUUGCCUUGCAGCAGAACAACUGGGGCCGUAAGGUGUCCAAUGCUCUUGGUGGCGAUGAUGAUUCUGUGGCUAAGCCCCCGGAGCCGCCACGUUUGAGUGACGAACCGGUGUUUUAUGGCCCGGAUGGACGUGAGCUGACUGCUGAGGAAACCGAUUUUUUGGCCGCCGAGGAUGAUGCUGGAAGUGAUGCCGACGAUUACGAUGAUGUACGCGAUGGUGACUUAGAUCUCGAUCCCGAAAUGGAUGAGGAAUCUGAGCGCGCGUAUAAAGAUUUUUGUAAGCAAAAUAACCAACAGCUGAAUAAGAAAUCUUAGAAGACAGUGAGACGAAGGCUUGUUGUUGGCAUGGGCGUGGCAGUUUAGGUGUGCAAAUUAUACAUACAAUUAUAAAAAUUAAAAAAAAAAGCAAUUUUACAACGUCGGCAAAAAUAAUACUUGUGAAUGAUUUGCGCAUUUAUUGAUUAUUGAGAAGAAUUUAUAAUUAUUUAUGGUUUUUAAAUGUUCAUUGACAAAUUAUUUGUGAUAUUUGCGUUCUGUGCUUCUAUUUACUUAUAUAUCAAUUUAAAAUUGUCGUCUAUAAUGUGAUAACACACUAUAUAUUUAAAUAGUGCCCGCACAUUAAGCAGCAGUCCUUGUUCCUCACGAGCUUUUUAAAACUUAAACAUUUCUCCUUUUUCUACAAAGGAAAAAACAUUUUAAUAACUUUAUGCCACUGCCACGUCCAUGUUUAUCAACACGGCCGCAUCUAGAGACUCAUGCACACUUACAUUAUAGAAUUCAUAAAUGCAACAAAUCACAAUUUUGCAUUCGAUUAUUAAAUAAAAAAAGCAUUCUCUUGUUUGCGUUUUCAAAAACGCCCAAUUAUAAACGAUCAUAUGCAUCUUCAAUAAAAAUAAUAAUAAUAAAAAAAAACAGCCGUUGCUGCACGCUUAAUUUUU